Messenger RNA from Lindgomyces ingoldianus, 4295 nucleotides. RefSeq lists its product as uncharacterized. The record is from RefSeq and is a predicted model, not a curated record. Bases 109 to 4155 code for a protein of 1348 amino acids. The transcript is spliced from 3 exons. Lineage: Eukaryota; Fungi; Ascomycota; Dothideomycetes; Pleosporales; Lindgomycetaceae.
UGCACGUCUGUUCAACAUCACCCGCCGUCCUCAGACUGGAUUCGUCGUACGAGUCGCAGGAGCCGCUGAAGGCUUCGGCGUCAAGCCAUUUUCACAACAUCUCUCACCAUGUCGUCUGAACAUGACUAUACCGCCCCGCGCUCUCCUCUGCCUCCACCACCUCCUCCCCCGGCACCCGUUUCUCCUCGACUGCCAGUGCCAGGACAAACUCCCCUCAGGCGCAUCGCUGUGCAACCUCCUCUGAUCACCACGGCCCUGGCACCGCCUCAAGGAGUGUACCUGCAUGCGCAGACUCCUUUGUCCGCGACGUCUUUAAGCGUGCCCUUUUCGCCGUACGCUCCGUCACCAUCGACCUAUGCCGCCUCUCCUGUCUCCUCACCGAUGGCAAUGAGGAAUUCCUCCUCUGUGCCCUACAAUCCUCAACAAUGGGGGCGCCAUGGACCGGUCGGAGGAGCAUACCUGCCUCAUUCGACCGCACAAACGCCAACAGUCACGAGUCGGCCGCGUGAAGUGACUGGAAUGGAGGCAUCGAUGCCCUCCCCUCCCCCACCAUAUUCGCCCGGCCAAAAUCAGAACCUGUCGCAAGCGGUCAAUUCCUCUCCUCAUAUGUCUGGCAACUCCUUCGCGCCUCCUCAGAAUCCCCCAACGAGUGCUCAACCGUCGGAAUAUGUGCCUUCCGCACAAUCGCGACCUGUCUCAGGUUUCGAUUACAGUCGACCUUCGUCUAUGCUCGUGCCCACAAGUGCAACCAGUGUGACUUCGAAUCCUCAAUUUCCCCCUCCACCACCCAGAAACGGAAAGGAACGGUCGGUUUCGCGUGACAAAUCUCAUUCUAAGUUUAGCCUCUCGGCCUUUAGGAACAGAGGAUCUGACCACAGUCCUGGCCCAAGUGCCAUUGAGUCGUUGCGGAUCAACACAUCAGAAGCCCUUUCACGUCCGCCUGGAUCCCCUGGCCCACGGGCUUCUCAAACAUUUCUGUCAAGUGCCUUCCCAGAGCGCCGAUGGAGUCCAGAAUCUCAAUCCCCCAUUAGGCCACCUGCUUCGCGGCGAGCUGCAUCGGCUGGCGCACUUAGUCUUGCGGCAGACGCUAGAACCCCGAUAGAGAACUCUCCGGCUCCCCUUCAAGGAAACUGGGCUCAAGCUUUGCCAUUACCUCCACCACCACCCGGACCUCCUCCAAGUAGCUCUAGAUCACAGAGUCUAGGACCUUCGUCAGAGUCAUACGCAAACCGGCAACGUAUAUUACCUUCUGCUCCUCCAACUCGAAGACCCGGUCUGGGUACAUUAACUCCAAUCCCACCCACACCAGUAGGUUGGCAAGAAGAUCAAGCACAAAGCCGCUCAAGGUCUCCAGCCGCUAGGGGCUUGCAAAUAGAUACUAGUCCUCAGGCGAUUCGUUCGGGACUUCCUCCAGCGCAGACCUCUGAGAGCGAAAAUGUCUCAAUUUCCUCAGGCCCUACAGCAUCCACCUCCAACUCGACCAGCACGCUCUACCGUAGUCCACCGAAACGAGAUCCGAGCAGUCGAGGCAUUCGUGAACGCCGAAGCGAAAGCCGCGCGGCCCGUGAACGUGUGGAGCCGAAUAAUAAUCCUUGGGCACAAGACAUGGAGGCGGCCUCAGCGAAACCUACCGAUCUCAAUCUCGUGCUUCCAGGAACCCCCGAUGCGUCCUUGAGUCGUCGUGGUGCCGUUACUAAGAGUACUCCGCGCAGUGGUGGUAUUCGAUCACCACGGAAUUCCCAGUCGUUGGAAGAACCUGGAUCAUCGAAUUCGACUCCUCGAGUAGACUCUGCCCGGAGAGCCAUAUCUGGCGCAUUUGCACCUACACCACCAUUCUCGCCAGGUACGGAUAGUUUUGAUCAUCGUCUCGUCCGAAAAGCUCCAGCAGCAAUCCCCCCUAAAGCUCUUCCCACACCUCCUCUCCACUACUUUGGCGAUGAGCACGCAAUUAGCCUGACAAACACAUCAGAGCACGUCAACCGAUCUACGUCUCAAACAUCCUGUGCUUCGGACUCUAGACCCGAGGAGUCAUCAGCCAGCACUCCCAGACCUACUGCCCGCGACAGCUUUGCACAAGCAUCAAUAGAACGCCAUCGCCGGUUCAUUGAGAAAGAGAUCGCUGCUCAGACAGAUCAAGACAGACUGGAGCUCUUUGCCGAAUUCAUUGUUGCUGAAUCGAGACUUCGACGGGAUCGCUAUUCGGCUGCUUUUGAUACCAUGGCGUGCGAUAUCCUAGAUCUAACUCGAGAUUUGUGGCGAUCAUACAACAGUAGUACCGGCCGCAGAUCAGCAACGCCGAGUGCACAGAGCGUUUCUGUGCCAAGUGGAAGGAGAUCACAGGCAUCUACGGUUGGAGAGUCACCAGAUACACGAUUUUCUAAUUCUAUGCCCACAACAGCCGCCAGCCCUGCCUCAUCAGUCACAAACUUCACUCCACACACCGAACCGAACUCACCUUCUAGUGCAACAAGCCAACGAGGCCGUGAGCAGGCGUGGAACAACAACUACCAGCCUUGUCUCUCUCCAAUUCCGAGCAUGGCCAUGAGUACAGUGCCUGACGAAGAUUCUCGUGGUAGGUCUGCAAGUCGCUGGUGGGAGGCGAGUACAGAUCGAGCGUCAUCUGGCCAUGGCAGCAGGAGGUUAGCGAGGAGCAAGAGGGAGUCGAAGUACAUGGGUCUUCCAAAAGAGGCACGGGAAAGUCUCCAGUGGGAGGAUCAAGCUUCACCGGCAUACCCAACAGGUUCGAGCAACCAACAAACCUACGGGCCGAACGAAUAUCCGCCGGAGAAGGUUGGAACUGACGAGGAAGGACAACGAUCUUCAUCACAAUCCUACCAAUACUACCCCAGCUCUGUUCCAGCAACGCCAGAUCCGCAUAAACAGGAUGUUUCUAGGCUCGUCACGCUCCCGCCUCCAUACCCACGACAUCAUCCUGCGGUCAACAACAACCACCCCGAUCUUGCAUCCAUUCGAAACAACUUACGAACACUAUCCGAACUUGAGGAGGUUAAGAUAACUAAGGAAGGCUUUAACGAGAAGACAGGGACGCGUAGGGAACAAGAAAGCACGUCGCUAGCAGAUCGAAGAAAAGAGCUUCACUACAACAUCCAGGGCAAUGUUCGAAAUGGCAUCAUGAGUUUUGCAGAUGCGGCUAAAGCGGAGGCAGAUUUCGAAGCCCUCGAGAACAAGCGUGCUCAGGAUCUUGUACAGAACAUAUUUGACACAUUUCAGACAGAGGUUGCCAAUCCGCUUCACGCACUCUUCUGCGAACGUAUCACAAAGGUGACAGCAUCGAUGGACUAUCUAAAAGUACGCUUGUCCAACGACGCACAAGUUUCCAAUCCGAACCAAACCCAGGAAGAGGGCGACGAACAGCCAGAGUUGCUAGAGAUGUUGACAUUACUCAAAUGGCUAUUCGAGGCACGUGAGCAGCUCUACAAAGAAAUGUUCGAACUCGAAGAUGAACGCAACGACUUGUACAGGGAUAUCAUCGUAUUGCCGUACAUCCAGACCAAAAACGAGCAGAAAGUCAAGGAAGCGACCGCCUUCUUCCAACGCGACGCACAAGACCGAAAAGUUGUGUUCGAAAAGGAGAUCUUAAAGAGAUACGAAGACCUGAUGAAUGUCAUCGAGGCGAACGUGACAAGAGGUGUCGAGGCUCAGCUUUCAGCCUUUUGGGACAUUGCCCCCGGCCUUCUCACCAUCGUCCAGAAGGUACCCCAACGGUUGAAUGGCUUUGAUAUCCUGAUCCCACCCCAGGAGUACGAGGAGAACCCGGCCUACCACGACUUUCCGAUGCAAUAUCUCUACUCACUGCUCGCGCAUGCGGGCCGAUCAGCAUACCAGUUCAUCGAAUCUCAGAUAAACCUUCUCUGCCUCCUGCACGAGGUGAAGACGGGGGUCAUGACGGCCGGCUCCCGCCUCCUUGAAACGCAGCGCAUCCUCGAAGGAGAAGACGGGUCCAGCGUAGAUAACGAGAUGCGAGCAAUCCGCCAAGACGAAGAAGCUAGAUUGACAGACGACCUGAAGGACAAAGUGGGCUUGGUGGAGAGCCAGUGGGGUGAGGCUCUCGGCAAGGGCCUGGAAGACUGUAAGACAAGAGUCGAGGUGUUCCUGGUGCACCAGGACGGGUGGGAUGACAGUCUGAAGGAAUGAAUGAUUUGUGACGAUUUCUUGUGUCGUUUGCAUCUAUUGUAGCACAGAUACCCAUUCUUAAUCUCUGUUGGAUGAACGUUGGGACAUUUGGUUGGGUGUUUGGGCCAAAUGCAGUUUUGUAGAUGAAAAUGCCAAAUGUG